UUGGUGUCAGCCAACCCAUAGUGGCACUAGAGAAUAUUCUGGGAUUUUGUCCCAGUGACCCUGAACAAAUGGCGAUUACGUUUCCAAGUCAUGAUGAAUGCUGUAAAGCAGAUCACAGCUCCAACUUGAUGCCAUGGCGGGUAUCGUGACUAAGGAAGGUGUUGUGCAAGUUGAAGGGCAGCAGUUGUUUUAUCGUCAGACUGCACCAGCUGAGCAGAACUCCAGAUUCUCUGUUCUCCUGCUCCAUGGCAUUCGCUUCUCCUCUGAGACUUGGUUGAAGCUUGGAACCCUCCAGGAACUGGCAGGGGCCGGGUACCGGGCGAUAGCUAUCGACUUACCAGGCUUGGGUAAUUCCAAAGAAGUGACAGCUCCUGCCAAGUUGGGGGAUCCAGCUCCUGACAGCUUCCUCCUGAGUGUGCUCAGGGGUUUGGAGCUGAACUCUGUUGUGAUAAUCAGCCCGUCACUGAGUGGGAUGUAUUCACUGCCUUUCCUGUUUGGGCACCGUGACAUGGUGAAGGGAUUCAUCCCCGUUGCCCCAAUCUGCACUGAGAAAUUUUCCCCUGAGCAGUACUCCAGUGUGCAGACCCCAACACUAAUUGUCUACGGUGAAGAGGACAAGCCGAUGGGAGAGACAUCGUUCAACCAUCUGAGGAACUUGGCUAACCACAAGGUGCAUGUUAUGAAGGAUGCACAGCAUGCCUGUUACCUCGAUAACCCUGAGGAGUGGCAUCAAACAGUGCUAGAGUUCCUGAAGAAUCUAUCCUGAAUUUCCUCAGGCACGCACUCAGCAAACCAAAUCCAAAACUGACUAGUUAAUGAGGGGAUUAAUCAACUUCUGUUAAGUUAAUCACAUGUUAAUCUACAAAUCUGGAAAGAAAUCAGUGUUUAGUACCUGCUGCCCUGCCUUCAAUAGUAAUGUGAUUUUAUUCUAACAACUUUUUGAUGUCUUGAUGUGAUUUAACAGAUUGUGUAGUGUACAGGUGUCAGUGGUACAGACUGAUCACUCAUUCUCCAUAACUUCAACCUAAUGAUUUUGAGGAUACAAUCUGAUUCUGUGAGCACUUCUUAUCUGUUGGUCCUUUGCUGCCUUGGUGUCCUGGGUUGUUAUCAGUCAAGAGUGGAAGGUGGGUGAUAUCACCAGUAAUACCAUUCCAGAACUGUCUGUUGCAAGAUUUUCAAUCAUCCGCUCAUACCAGCACAUGAAUUGGCAUAUUGAGGUUAUGAACCCUUGGAAAGUCAAUAAGUUCUAUUUCACUCCCUUCAACUCAUCAAUGUUCUGUUUUCAAGGGCAGCACGGUGGCUCAGUGGUUAGCACUGUUGCCUCACAGCGCCAGAGACCCGGGUUCGAUUCCCGCCUCAGGCGACUGACUGUGUGGAGUUUGCA
This is a messenger RNA of Chiloscyllium plagiosum (whitespotted bambooshark), 1384 nucleotides long. Lineage: Eukaryota; Metazoa; Chordata; Chondrichthyes; Orectolobiformes; Hemiscylliidae. The record is from RefSeq and is a predicted model, not a curated record.